GUGGAGAGUGCAAACUGGCAUUCCAUAACUAAGCAUCUUCACUCCUAACCGUCGUGAUCCAAUGAUCAUGCAUUCUUCAAUAGGCUGUAGACAAUAGAUUGCUUCUUUCGGUGAAGAAGCUGAUCGUGGGAUUGCGAGAAGUUGUAGUAUCGUGGCACUGUCAGCCUGAAAAUCAGUCGAAGAAAAUGAGAGGGAAGCCAUUUUCAGCCAAAGCCAUUUUUGUUCUAUGCUUUGCAAGCUUUCUUGCAGGAUCUCUCUUUACCAACCAGAAUUGGACUCAUCCUUCUCGGGCUAAGGAUAAUAGGAUUGCAAUAAUUCCACAUCAUGUCACCAAGCUGCAAGAAGUGAAACAAGAUUGUGAUCCCAAGCGUAAAUUGGUUGAAGGAAAGCCUGGAGAUAUUAUGGGAGAGGUUCAUAAAACCCAUGAAGCUAUAAAAUCUCUUGAGAGCACAAUGUCCACGUUAGAGAUGGAAUUGGCUGUAGCUCGAACAGUUCAGUCAAAUGGGCAACAUUAUUCACUAGAAAAGCUUGCUAAUCACACUUUACAGAAAGCUUUUGUUGUCAUUGGCAUUAAUACGGCAUUUAGCAGCAGAAAACGCCGGGACUCACUUCGACAAACUUGGAUGCCAAAAGGGGAAAAGUUAAAGAAAUUGGAGAAAGAAAAAGGGAUUGUGAUACGAUUUGUGAUUGGACACGGUUCCACACCUGGUGGUGUUCUUGAUAGAGCAGUAGACUUAGAGGACGCAGAACAUAAGGAUUUUCUAAGACUCAAGCAUGUUGAAGGAUACCACGAGCUCUCUACCAAAACAAGAUUGUAUUUUUCCACAGCAGUUUCAAUUUGGGAUGCUGAGUUCUACCUCAAGGUGGAUGAUGACGUUCAUCUCAAUUUAGGCAUGCUAAUGAGUACACUAGCCAAAUACCGGUCCAAACCUAGGAUCUACAUCGGAUGCAUGAAGUCCGGACCAGUUCUCUCUCAAAAAGAGAACAAAUAUUAUGAGCCGGAGUACUGGAAAUUUGGGGAAGAUGGAAACAAAUACUUCAGGCAUGCCACGGGCCAACUCUAUGCCAUCUCUAAGGAUCUCGCUGCCUAUAUCUCCAUCAACUCGCCCAUCUUGCAUAGAUAUGCCAAUGAAGAUGUCUCUUUGGGCUCUUGGCUUCUAGGCUUGGAAGUGGAACACGUGGAUGAACGUUCCAUGUGUUGUGGGACUCCUCCAGAUUGUGAAUGGAAAGCACAGGCGGGGAAUGUAUGCGUGGCAUCCUUCGACUGGUCGUGUAGCGGAAUAUGCAACUCUGUGAGAAGGAUGAAAGUAGUGCAUGAUUCUUGUGGGGAAGGAGAAGGUGCUGUUUGGAAUGUUGAUCUUUGAGUUGUGAUUUAGCAGUCUAAAUAAUAUGACAGAGAGUUAAAGGA
Populus euphratica (Euphrates poplar) is the source of this 1408-nucleotide messenger RNA. RefSeq names its product probable beta-1,3-galactosyltransferase 8. Gene Ontology annotation, cellular component: Golgi membrane. The transcript has 9 exons. Lineage: Eukaryota; Viridiplantae; Streptophyta; Magnoliopsida; Malpighiales; Salicaceae. The coding region runs from base 186 to 1364 and encodes 392 amino acids. The record is from RefSeq and is a predicted model, not a curated record. Gene Ontology annotation, molecular function: galactosyltransferase activity.